AUGUCCGUGGUCAGGACCACCACCCUCGUGGUUGCCCUUCCCGAGCCCGAAGGAGACGAUCGCCCCAUAUCCCAUCAGCGCGCGCAGCUUGUUGGUGUCGACGACCUUGUUCACGACCACGCAGGUGAUCAGGUCUCGCUGAGCGGGUACGCUUUCAUCUCCACGGAGCUGUUCCCGGACACAUCGACGACCUCGGCCGCCGUGCUAUCCGUCCUCAUGUACACGUUGCUGUCCGCCGCCGUCUACGUCGACACGGUCGUGUGCACAUCCAUGUCGGUGACGCUCGUGCUGCUGUACGCGUCCACCAACUCGUUGACCUCUCCAACCGUUUGUCUUCAGGUGUUGCCUCAACAUGGCCGGCUCACGACCCUCGGACACGGGGUUCUCGAUCGAAGUGGUCGUGUUCACAUGUGCGAGUGCGUACAGAACAGGUUCGAUCGGUACUACGUGGUCAUGAGCGACACUACGGACUCCGAGACGGUCGUGUCCGCCGACGGGGACAGCAACGAGGUCGUCACCAUGGACGAUACAGAGGCACGGAGGGAAAAUCUGGUUUUUUCGACGACUUCCCGUGCUCGAGCCCCUGCCUUCAACGAGUGGUCGGACCAGGACCAGCAGAUAAUCAGGUGGGCGAUCACGCCCAAUUCCGUCGUGGUCAAGGACAUCACGUACUACGUCUACUGCAGGAGGAUGGCCUCGUGGUGGCAGAUGGAGUCCCGACUGCCCACGGCGUCGCAGGAGUUAUCGGACGUGGCCGGUAUCAAUGCCCCCCCAGUCAACUACGCGGCCGCGUUGAGGAGGCUUCCACCCGUUACUCACCACCAGGGUGGCUUUCCCGGUCACGCCCCUGACCCAGGAGUAUGUGCAUUGGGACGUACAGGCUCGUUCACCUUACUAGCCAGGACACUCAGCCUUCGUCACUUCCGGUCAUCGCUCCGCCUCAAAACUCCUUCACCAGUUGCUCCUCUCUGUCCAAGUCUCCGUAUCCCAGUCAACAGUGGUCCGCUUCUCGAUAUAUUCCUGAUGUUCACCGUCAGGUCCGAAUCUGGGGGGGCCGAUCUUGGAGUCCAAGCCGCACAAGACCGUGAUCGACCACGAGAAGGGGGGACGAGCACGGGAGGAUGUACAUUUCUGAACAACAUCUUCUUCCUCCUGCUCAGGGACGACCAGAAGCUCGACUUCAUGUGGCGGAUCGGGAACGCGCUUACAGACCCGGCCAUGAACCCGUGCGUCAUCAUCUUCCUACGGCCCGAGCGGCCAGGAGAGCAAUAA
This is a messenger RNA of Fonsecaea monophora, 1272 nucleotides long. RefSeq names its product cell division control protein 48, variant 1. The record is from RefSeq and is a predicted model, not a curated record. The coding region runs from base 1 to 1272 and encodes 423 amino acids. Lineage: Eukaryota; Fungi; Ascomycota; Eurotiomycetes; Chaetothyriales; Herpotrichiellaceae. The transcript has 4 exons.